This is a messenger RNA of Toxorhynchites rutilus septentrionalis, 573 nucleotides long. RefSeq names its product 39S ribosomal protein L20, mitochondrial (gene mRpL20). Lineage: Eukaryota; Metazoa; Arthropoda; Insecta; Diptera; Culicidae. The transcript has 4 exons. Gene Ontology annotation, biological process: translation; ribosomal large subunit assembly. The record is from RefSeq and is a predicted model, not a curated record. The coding region runs from base 112 to 513 and encodes 133 amino acids. Gene Ontology annotation, molecular function: rRNA binding; structural constituent of ribosome. Gene Ontology annotation, cellular component: ribosome.
ACAACUGAUUCGAUUGUAUUUGGAAAUUGCAUAACAUAAUUUGUUAUUAUCAGCACGCCCACAUUCAUUUAUAAUUCUUACUUAAACAAAUCGAGUAAAAUUAAUUUCUAAAUGGUUUUCACUACAGUUAUUAAUUUGGUACGUGCUCGGGGUCCCGAUGAAUUCUGGAGAAAAAGAAAAAUAUUCAAGUUAGCAGCACAUUAUAUCGGUCGUCCUCGAAAUUGCUACUCAAUUACCAUCAGGAGCGUACAUCGUGCACUAGCGUAUGCAACCAAGGGCCGGAAGUUGAAAAAACUGGAUAUGCGAGAAUUGUGGACACAGCGUGUAAAUGCCGGUUGUGAGCAACAUGGUCUUCAGUUUGACACCUUCCGAGAGGGAUUAUAUAGGAAUGACAUUCUAUUGAAUAGAAAAGUACUCGCUGAUUUAGCUAUUUGGGAACCACGAACAUUUGAAGCAUUAGCACUAAUCAGCCAACAAGUUCCGGAUGAUGAUGAAGGGUCAUCUUCGAAGUAAUCGGAUGGAAGAAUUUGAAUGUGAAAUAUGCUACUAGUAUUAAUAAAUAUUUGAAAAUAA